AUGCCAGAGCUGGGCAUUCAAGAUUUGAGAUCGGGCUUCAGGACCCGAGAUACGAGCCCGGAUUCUGUAAUUUUCACUGGAGAAUCAAACUUCAGCAUCUUCUCCUCUGCUUCUGUUAGUGUGGAAUGCUGCUCUUUCGCCUCUGAUGUACAUGAUCAAAAUUCUCUUGCUUCUGAAGUUUCUCAACAUUUGGCAUGGCAUCAGUUUUCUGAGUCAUCUAGUAGUCCAGAUCCAGAUCCAAACAAAUUAACACUAUUGCUAAAAAAUAAUGAUAACCUCAGCAGAAUGCAAAAGGCUAAAGUUCACAAAUUAGAUAGCAGUGAAGCUGAGACGACUGAGGAUGAAAAUCUAGUCCUAGAUUCUGCAAGAAGUUCAUUCUCUCUAGCACUUAAAGAGUGUCAAGACCGGAGGUCAAGAUCUGAAGCAUUGUUGAAGAAGGCAGACAGAAGAAGGCCUGCUUCUUUCGAUCUGAACAAUUCUGCGAUCAAUGUUGCAAAUUCCUCUUCGCCUCGAUAUGGAUUUGUGAAGAAACCAUCUGUUAUGACUUGCCAGACUGGUACAUUUCCAAGCCCUGGAACGCCUAAUUAUCAACACGUGAGUUUGAUGCAGAAGGGUUGGAGUUCUGAACGUGUUCCAUUGCAUGCAAAUGCAAAGAGGAGACAAGUGAAUACUGUGUUGCCUUACAAUAGUGGAAGGACAUUACCUUCAAAAUGGGAAGAUGCAGAGAGAUGGAUUUUUAGUCCAAUGACUGGAGAUGGUGCUGUGAAACCAUCAGUUCAGCAGCCACAGAGGCGUCCCAAAUCAAAAAGCGGGCCACUUGGGCCUCCUGGUGUUGCUUACUAUCAAUUGUUUUCUUCUGCUGCACCCACGAUUGGAGGAGGGAAUGCUGGGAAAUUAGUUGCAAAUUCUCCAUUCUCGGCUGGCGUAAUGGCUGCAGAUGGUUUAUCAAUUCAAUAUGGAGGCAGUGGAAAUGUCCCCAUAGGUACAGACCCUUGCAUGGAAAGAUCAAUUAGCAUACAUGGAUGCUCUGAAAUGCGGAGGCAAUCACCGUUCCCUAGCCACCAAGGCAAGAAAUAUGAUGGUAUUGGCCAUACUGCAGACAGCAUAUCCUGUGCUGUUUCAAGGAGGGAUAUGGCGACUCAGAUGAGUCCUGAGAGUGAUACCCAGUCUUCAUCUGGGAGAAAGUCAUCAUUCUCUUUAGCAACCCCGUCAAUCCAACCCAUUUUAGAGUUACAGACUGUUCAAUCCUCUAAACCAGAAAUCAGGGACGUGUCAGUUGAUGAACGUGUCAAUGUGACUAGAUGGUCUAAGAAGCACAGGAGUCGAAUUCAGGGAAAGGGCUGCAAAAAUGCAGAUGACUGGAAAAUAAAAGCUGCUGAGAUUCGUUCUUCUAGUUGGGAAGUUUCAGAUUUGUCUAAGAGUAUUUCCAAUAUUAAGCGGGAGGAAGCUAAAAUUACUGCCUGGGAGAACAUGCAGAAAGCAAAAGCUGAGGCUGCAAUAAGGAAGCUAGAGAUGAAAUUGGAAAAGAAGAGGUCAUCAUCCAUGGACAAAAUUGUGAAGAAAUUGAGAUCAGCACAAAAGAAGGCGCAAGAAAUGAGAAGCGCGGCAUUAGCCAACCAGGCCAUUCCAGUUUCAAGAACCUCUAAAAAUUGCGCACAAGAGCACUACACCGUGUUGGGCAACAGUGGCGAUGGUGCUAAGCGGCGCACAUCGCUACUAAGCGUAGCAGCGACGUCGUGCGCAACUGCCUUGGUACCACCAGAUCUCUUCUUCUUCUUCUUGAGUUUGAUUUCUUCAAAAUGGAUGCUAUGGAGUUGUCGUUAUGCUGGUAAAUGA
Molecule: messenger RNA, 1836 nt
Organism: Fraxinus pennsylvanica
Lineage: Eukaryota; Viridiplantae; Streptophyta; Magnoliopsida; Lamiales; Oleaceae
Source: the annotation of a GenBank genome assembly